CAGAACACGAAAAGGGGCUAACAGUUGCUAUCAACGAAAAUGGGGAAAUUAUGAAGACAGCAGCUGGGAAUGUUACAAAUAUGGAAGUGGAGCAAACUCCAAGCAAUGCAGAUGUAUCCAAAGAAAUCAUUUGUAGAUUAUGCAAUACAAGAUUUGCUACCCAGAAAACACUAAGCGUCCACCAACGAACACAGCAUGGCUAUGAAAGAAAUAUAUAUUGCUGCCCCAUCUGUCAAACUACCUUCCUCAACAUCUUGUCUGUUGUCAAGCAUUUACAAAAAGUUCACAAGAAAACGAAAACUCAAAUAGAGAGAUUAAGAAAAGUCAUAAAGAAGAAUAUGUACAAGAAAAUGGUAUACCAAAGAGACGAGUUCAAAGACCAGGAGGACCUUGAUAGGUCAAAUGACAAAGCAGAGCUAGAGAAGGAGGAGGAAGAGGAUGAAGGGGAGGAGGAAGAAGAGGAGGAAGAGGAAGAGCAAGAGCAGGAUCAGAACCAGGCCGAAGAAGAAGAGAGAGAGGUGGCUGAGGUAGAGGAAGAUGCUACAAGUGAACAGCCUGCGAAGAUGGAAGUUGAUAGCAAUCCACAGAAGGGGAACAGCGCAAACACCACACCCAAGAAUUCUCCUGUCAAAUCCACACUGAAAGGGUCGAGGUCCAAAGAGGGAGUGCGUUGGAUGUGUAAUGUGUGCCUCAAGAAAUUCAUUUCACGGCCGGCAAGUUUGGCUCAUGUGGCCACACACAUCAUCUGCAACUUUGAGCCCAAGGCAGUUUUGAUCCAUGUAGAUAGAGAUGGACAAAUCCUGCCUAACCAGGUCACAGGAUUAGAAACACUGGAAAGAAAUCAGCACAGCAGAAUAAGAAGGAAUAGCUUUGAAGAUGAUAAUGAUGAAGAGAUGGAGGCAGAAGAGGAGGAGGGGGAGGAGGAGGAGGAGGAAGAAGAAAACAACAACAAUGAAGAGGAGGAUGUUGAUGUUGAAAGAGUGGAUGAUGGCGAGGAAGAUAACAAUGAAGUGGAUAAAGUGCAUAUUAGUAAUAAGUCACAAUUCCGAAGGGAGGGGAAGACCGUGGAGCAGAGUUCCAUAGUAGGUAGAAGAAAAAAUAGAAAAGGUGUUGCUAGAAAGAUAAAGCCAGAAAGUGUAGUAUAUGAGACAGAAAAUGAGACGCUGUUGAGACUACAAGGUGCUUCAUGUAGUUCCAGUGAGGAUGAAAAGGAAGUUCGAAAAAUUCAUUCAUCCAAGACUAUUUCUCCUGUAAAAAUAGAAAAGGGAGAUAGUUCACAUGUAUCCUCUUAUUCUAAAGUGAAAAAACAGGGGAAAGUUAAUACUAGUGAAGGUAAAAAAAUAAAAACAGUUACAAGCAGUAAAGAGAAUAAAACAAUGAAUAUAAAACAGCAGAAAGUGGUACUAAACCAGUACUUAUCCAAAACAGAACUUGCUGGGCGAAAUAAAUCAAAGGAAAAUUCACCGAAAACGGACUUGACAGUCCAGCCAUCAACUUCAACUUAUGAAGGUUCAGCGACAAAUAGUUCCACGAAGAAACCUGAGCUCAAAAGUACAGAUUACUCGAGAAACCAAAGUAGUCCUUUAAGAGCAAGCUGGAAAGAUCAUUCCGAGGAGGAAGUACACAAGGUAGCAACGCAACUCCGACUCUUUGAAGAAGACUGGAGCAGGAGUGAGUCAUCAACCUCUGACAGUGAGGGUGAGGAAGACCAGUUGGAUGAGAGAAAUUCCAACGAGGGAGGUGAGAACAGCGAACCAGAACAAGGGAGCAGCUUGGAAAUUGAUGUAGUACCAAGCAUGAGGGCAAAAAGUAAAUGUACUUAUGAAGUAAAAAACAUAGACAACUUGCUAGAAAGGAGUCAGGAUGCUAUUGAUAUAAUAUGUGAAAAGAAUUACCUAGCAGAAUCAAGAUUAAACAGAGAGAAGGUGAUCCCUGUUCCUCCUUUGGGGGAAACUUGUUUACCAGGUCCAAGAAAUGCAAGUGAGGAUCAAGGCAGUGAAUGUAUCAGAUCCCCUGCACAGGAAGAAGAGGAGGUGAUGCCAAGAUUGACAGCCAUUUGGGCAAAUGAGAAGGACAGCAUGUCUGAAAAAGACAUUUUAAGUAAAGGUAAAAGUAAGGAGACUGGGGAUCCUUCAUACUCCUUAAGUCAACCAGAGACAACAGAAUUCAAAGUAAAGGCAGAAGAAGAAAAGGAAAAAGUAGAGGAAGAGCCUUCCACAGUGGUUGAAGAAUUGCACAAAAAAAUGGUUACAAAGCCAGGAUGUCAACUAGACAGGGAAGAGGGUACAAACAAAGACAAAAUUACCAUUAAGGAAGAAAUUACGCUUAAGGAAGAGCCCCUAAUUGACGAAGAUCAGGUGGAGUUGUUCCAGGUCAGAGUAAUGGUUUCAGAAGAGGACAUCAAAAAGGAAGAUGAAUCAGAAAGUCCAAAGAAAAAAGAAGGUACGGGCAUGGAAACAGUUGUGAUAAGUGAUGAUGCAGAUGUAGCUGAAAGACCCAUGGCAAGUUCUGGUGGUUGGAAUCUCCUGGGUUUUGAUUUACCAGUUGAUGAAGUCAGAGUUGAGGAUGUAAAGGAUGAGAUUGAAAAACAAGUUGAUGAUGGAGAGAGUGUUACAGGUUUGGGUAGUUCAUGCAGAGUGCCAGCGUCCAUUGUUCAGACUACCGUAACGAGUAUGACCUCAAGAGCUAAUGCGACAAAAUUGGCUUCAGCACCUGUUCUGCACUCCAAAGCCUAUAAUUUAUGUGAAAAGUCAGACGGAACAUCCAAACCACAAACCGAGACACCAAAAGUGAAAGAUGAUACCUCUUCCCAAGUCAAAGCACCUGAAAUGUCUGGGAAAUCUGAGAAAUUGGCAGUUUCUACAUCCACUGACAGGAAACCUUUCAAGACAGUGACCUUAGUGAGACCAAAGCAUAUUUCAGCUUCAGGUUCCAGGUCAAAUGUACCAUUUUUCAGUAAGUGUAGAAACACUUUUCCAGCUUCAAAGACAAGUGAGAGUGAAGUAGCCAGUGCAAGCCGAGAAGUAUGUUCAGAUUCAGUUAGCUUACCAAGCACUUCUUCAGAAUUAACUAGUCCAUUAAUAGCAUCAAACAGUCAGACGAAGCCCUGCCCUGCACCUGCAAUCAGUCCUAUUUUAGCUAAAAACCCUGAAAUAGAUAAAGUAUGUAAACCCCCUGAAACUUUUGCAACAUCAACCAAAUCCUCUAAGUCCCAUCAAGAUGAGAAUAAAACAGAGAGUAAAACCAAGUUGGCAGGUGACUCUCCCUACACUAAGAUGGACUCAGCAUCUGGAGAACAAAUUCAAGUUUCUUCAGGUUGCCCACAGCAGCUCAAAAUGCAAAAGGAAGCCACAUCACCGACAUCACCUUGUACCAUUGCCCAUUCUAUAUCUACCCUACAGACCCAUGUCACCUCAACCCCCAUACAGGUAACUUUAACCAGUGCAGCUAGUGGAUGGGAAAAGAAAUCUGAUAAAGUAUCAGUAACACCAUCAGUUAGUUCAUUGUUCAUUCAACAAAUGUCAGAGGAGAAAUCAUACAAACCUAACCUAGAUAUCAAGACCAGAAGUGUACAGAAUGUAUCUGGACCACGUAAAUCUGGUCUCAUAACUAUCUCCAAAGUUACAAAGAAUGUUUCUCCUUCCACCGAGGCAGAGAAUGUAAAAGGGACUGAAUUACAAGCUCAUUUUUCAGGCUCAGAUACGCAGGAUAAACCAGGAAAAUCAGUAUCUCGUUGCAGUUUACAGGCUGACAGUCUUGCUCAAAAGAUACUUACAGUGAAAUCUGCAGAAUUGGUGGUUUCAAGAAAAGGAAAAGACAUUGUGGUCACUAGGAAAAGUAAUUUGGAGUCCUUGCAAACCACAGAAGACAAAAUGUACAAGAGGAAACAAGAGGAACAGCUUGACUCAGAGACAACUCAAGCUGCAGGAGAAAAAUUGACUGAAAGUGAAAGUGAAGGGAGACAUGAUGCCGAAUCUUUAUCCCAAGAGAGAGACAGGGACAGCUUAAAGCUGAAAAUCAAAGAUUUGGCCCCAGAGGAGUGUGUAGCUGUAAAAACUUUAGUUGGAAUCUCAGAAAGAACCACAAAAAUGGAUAGUGUGUCCAGCAGCAUUGGAGAAUCUCAUUUAACUUUAGAAAAGCCUUUAGAUCAUAGAAAGACAAAGUUGAGAGAAGAGUCUCACUCUGAUGCAUCCCCAUCAUGUAGCAUGCCUCAUAGAGACAUCCAGACGAGUGUGUUGAAGGAAGAAGAGGGAAACAAGGUAAGCUCAGAAGCUGAUGUCAGCAAGCUUCCUGCACUGGUGAAGAAUGCUAGCAAAGUUAAAGUUCAAGAUGUAGGGAACAAAAGUGAAAAUAUCAGCAUUAGUUGGACAAGACAACGGCCUGAAGAGAAGAUCAAACAGUAUGGUGGGAAGAUGAAGGAAGAUAAUAUGAAAUAUAGGAAGCGCAUUAGACAAAACCAAGAUGAAAGGCAGAAUGUUCUUCUGGGAAAGAGCAAAGAAGAGGGAAGUGCCAGAGGUAAGGAGAUAGACUUACCAGUAGUUGCAGGGGAAGAUGCAGGAGUCGAUCUAGUCCAGCCACACAAAUUCAAGCUAAUCGGGAUGAAGGAAGAAGAGGAACAUCCACUCGAUUGUGAAGAGAUGUUCAGAAAAAUCCGUCACAAAGAGAAAAAGAAGGACCAGAAUAAAAAACUCUGGCAGAUGGUGAUGGCAGCUAAGGCAAGAGCCAAGAAAGAAGUGGAGAAGAAGGACAGUGAUACCCCUUCUGACGGAGCUCAGGUCAUGGCAGGUGAUGCAGGAGUCUCUGCAGAAGAGCUGACAAAGGAUCAUGUUCUUACACUUUGGUCUGGUGAAUCCAAGGAAACUUCCACCAAGAGAGAAAGGGGUUCUGCUGAUCAUCAAGGGAGUGAACUUGAGGAGAAACCUUUUUAUGUUAAAAGAGCCAAGAUUACACAGUGUGCAGGUGAGGAGAAUAAAGCCGAUGAAAUAAGGAAAGUGGUUCCUGGUUUAGAUCAAUUGAAAAGUAGUUCAGCAAACACUCCGUGCAGAGUCCCAGAUGAUGCUGGAAUGAGCAGCAGUGAAAGAACAUUAAUUCCAAAAGAGACGGAGGUAGUGAGUCUAGAAAGUGAAGUCAGUGAAUCUCUGGACCCAGUGUCUGCAGCAGAGGUUGACCUCAUGACAACUCUGGAUCAGAAUGCAGUCAUGCGUGAUGCUACAACUUUUGGUGACCUAAGCUAUGAUUAUGAUCUGCAGUGAUUGGGAGACGAAAAUGACAAUGGAUGUUCCUCCGAUCAUCGUUGUGUUAAAUGCGACCGUAGGUUCAUGACAGCUUCGGCUUUGUUGUCGCAUGACAAGUUCUGCUCUCUGCUGCAGAUGAGGCCCGACAUCCCUCCAGAGA
Molecule: messenger RNA, 5394 nt
Organism: Penaeus indicus
Lineage: Eukaryota; Metazoa; Arthropoda; Malacostraca; Decapoda; Penaeidae
Product: neurofilament heavy polypeptide-like
Exons: 6
Coding region: 51-5252 (1733 amino acids)
Source: RefSeq, a predicted model, not a curated record